AUGGCACCGCCGGGGGGUGGCGGGGAGGUGCGGGAUGGGGACAGCGCUGGGGACAGGGACAGAGCUCCCGCGGAAGGGAUGCGGCGCUUCACCUGGGAGGAGAUCGGGCAGCGGGGGGCGGCGGGGCAGGAGCGCUGGCUGGUGAUCCACAGGAAGGUGUACGACAUCAGCCACUUCUGCCGGAGACACCCGGGGGGAGCCCGGCUCCUGGUCAGCCACGCCGGGCAGGACGCCACGGAUGCAUUUGUGGCAUUCCACGUUGACAAGGCACUGGUGAGCAAAUACUUGAAGCCACUGCAGAUUGGGGAGCUGGCACCAGACCAACCCAGUAUUGAGCCCACUAAAAAUGAAAUGCUGGUGAAAGAUUUCCGGGAAUUGCGCGCUACAGUUGAGAGUUUGGGACUCCUGGAGCCAAACCAACUCUUCUUCUUCCUGCUCCUGGCUCACAUCCUGCUCUUGGAUAUGUCUGCCUGGCUCAUCCUCUUCUACUUCGGGACAUCCUUGCUGCCCUUCGUUUUCUCCCUGCUGCUGCUGACCAUUUCCCAGGUCCAGGCUUCCUGGUUACAGCAUGAUUUAGGACACCUCUCAGUAUUCAGGAAAACCAAAUGGAACCACUUGCUACACAAGUUUGUGAUGUGCCACUUGAUUGGGGCCUCGGCCAAGUGGUGGACUCUCCUGCACUCCCAGCACCACGCCAAGCCCAACUGCUUCCACAAGGACCCUGACAUUGACAUGCACCCUUUCCUCUUCACUUUGGGGAAGAAAUUCUCUGUGGAGCUUGGCAUCAAAAAGAAAAAAUACAUGCCCUACAACCACCAACACAAAUACUUCUUCAUCACUCUUCCUCCACUCCUGUUCCCCACCUACUUCCACUGCCACACAUUCUACAUUGCCUACACAAAGAAGUACUGGGUGGACUUGGCCUGGAUGCUGACCUUCUACAUCAGAUUCUUUUAUACUUACGGAUCUUUAUUAGAAACAAAGAGUCUCCUGGCAUAUUAUUUUAUAUUCAGGAUGCUGGAGAGCAGCUGGUUUGUCUGGGUCUCACAGAUGAACCAUAUCCCAAUGGAUAUCGACUACGACAAGAAUUUGGACUGGAUGUCUACUCAGCUCCAGGCAACCUGCAACGUGGAGCAGUCGCUGUUCAAUGACUGGUUCACGGGGCACCUCAACUUCCAGAUUGAGCAUCACCUGUUUCCCUCCAUGCCACGGCACAACUACUGGAAGGUGGCCCCUCUGGUGAAGUCCCUGUGUGCCAAGCACGGCCUCGAGUACCAGUGCAAGCCUCUGCUCACAGCCUUCGCAGACAUCGUGCAUUCCCUAAAGAGCUCAGGCGAGCUCUGGCACGAUGCCUACCUGCACAAAUAA
Molecule: messenger RNA, 1368 nt
Organism: Cinclus cinclus
Lineage: Eukaryota; Metazoa; Chordata; Aves; Passeriformes; Cinclidae
Product: acyl-CoA (8-3)-desaturase-like
Exons: 12
Coding region: 1-1368 (455 amino acids)
Biological process (GO): lipid metabolic process
Cellular component (GO): membrane
Molecular function (GO): oxidoreductase activity, acting on paired donors, with oxidation of a pair of donors resulting in the reduction of molecular oxygen to two molecules of water
Source: RefSeq, a predicted model, not a curated record